AUGGCGCGGCAAGUCUGCCUGGGGCCACCCAAACUACGUCCGCAGAAGUGUCUGUCACUCUCCAUCCACGUUAAAGCCAGCUAUAGGAGCGGCACUAAUGCUGAGCAGGCCCAUCGCCGCGCAGUCCUUGAAAUAAUGAACAAAUAUAUCUCAAUUCAAAAGGUCCGUUUCAGCAAAACCGUAGUGGGUGUUCAACAGCAUCCAGGCAAGGUCAUCUUGAAGUUUGCAGAUGGCGGUACUGCUGAGGCUAGUAUCCUUGUUGGCGCCGAUGGUAUUAAAAGUACGGUGAGGAAGCAUGUUUUGGGACCGUUGUAUACCAGCCAGGUUGAACCGGUGUAUGGCAACUCGUAUUGCUACCGAGGUAUGAUUCCAAUAUCUGAAGCCAAAGAGAUAUUUGGAAAUCUAACCGACGUGGCCAAGAUGUACGUGGGCGAAAAGCGCUGUUGUGUCACGUAUAUGAUUUCGAAAGGCGAGCAAUUCAACUUCCUCCUCUGCGCGCUGGAUGAUAAGCCGUGGGGACUCAAGAACUCAGUGUCUCAGAAGAUCAGCCAUGGGGCCAUGAUGGCUGACUUUGAAGGCCCCGAAGUGGACGAACGAUUCCGCCGCUUGCUGAGGGAGGCCAGACCGGUGAAGUGGGGAUUCUUACAUCAUCGGUACACGUCGACAUAUUAUCGUGAUCGGGUCGUGCUUCUGGGUGACAGCGCCCAUGUGUCUCUGCCGUUCCAGGCCGCUGGUGCUGGUCAGGGCUUAGAGGAUUCCUUGAUACUCUCUAACCUUCUGGCCAGGAUAUAUCACGCCCCUGACCAAGGCGCAGCACUGGCGCCAUAUAUUUCUGCCGGCCUUGUAGCGUAUGACGCUAUUAGGCGGCCAAGGGCUCAGAAACAAUUAGAGCGGGCGUAUGAAAUGAGCCACAUGCUUCACUUCCAGCACCCGGAAACUGGCAAAACACUUGAUAAAAUAGCUUCAAAACUGCAAAGACAAUGGUUUGACUGGAUCUGGUUUCAUGACCUGAAUGCAGACAUUGACGCUGCAUUCCACAAAAUUUACGAGGCCUUGAAUGCGUAA
Messenger RNA from Aspergillus luchuensis, 1065 nucleotides. RefSeq lists its product as uncharacterized. The transcript is spliced from 2 exons. The record is from RefSeq and is a predicted model, not a curated record. Gene Ontology annotation, biological process: secondary metabolite biosynthetic process. The coding region runs from base 1 to 1065 and encodes 354 amino acids. Lineage: Eukaryota; Fungi; Ascomycota; Eurotiomycetes; Eurotiales; Aspergillaceae. Gene Ontology annotation, molecular function: FAD binding.